Mytilus trossulus (common blue mussel) is the source of this 2748-nucleotide messenger RNA. RefSeq lists its product as uncharacterized. Lineage: Eukaryota; Metazoa; Mollusca; Bivalvia; Mytilida; Mytilidae. The record is from RefSeq and is a predicted model, not a curated record. The transcript has 6 exons. The coding region runs from base 1 to 2748 and encodes 915 amino acids.
AUGUUCUCUGAUGGAUUGAUAGCAUACAAAGAGAAAGCUUUACCACAGGUGACAAGUCCAUGGAAUAAUUCCAAAGGUUACUAUUCCAUGUCAUGUUACUACAUAUACCGACCUCUUUUAGACUCAACUGUAAAUUAUGGAAGCUAUGAUUUAACAGUUGACUCAGAAAUAUCCAGUCUAAACAUAAGUUUCAACAAAUCACCAGUUGAAGAGAUACAAUUAUGCAUCCAAAAUGAAACCUGCUGCCGCACUUCAGUAAAUUUUCCCAGCAAUGUUACCUCAGGGUAUAUAGAGGCAUGCAUGGCCGUCGAUAUUCAGUUCUUUGUGUCUCCACCACAGAGUUCAAGAUAUCAAGCACGCCGAAAAGACCAGCUUGGAGUAACUUAUUAUGUAGUUUGCCGGUACAAUGGUUUUCGAUGCAGUUUUAUUAUUGGUAAAGUCCAAGGUGAAGCUCAUAUAACUGUAACCUUUACAAAUAAUUCUUUUACUCACAAUAGAACAAUGGAGGGAGAUGAAAUAUCAUCCUCCAGUGUUUAUUCGGUACUCACUACGUCAUCGCCAACUGUAGAGUUUUCAUGCAAUUGUGACCUUACAGGGGCCCAUAUAGAGAGCGACGUACCAGUAAGCGCCUUUUCUGUCAUUUAUCAUAAUUAUAAUCAUACUACUAUAUUACCGCUCGCGCCAAUGGAAUCAUGGGAGAAGGAAUACAGUGUUUUAUCGAUGAGCAAUGCAGUUAUAGACGAGGAAGUGAUGAUUAUAACCUCAACUAUAAAUACUUUUGUGAAAGUGUCAGGGCAUGCUACUGUAAAUGUGCCUUACGCUGGGAGUGUCAUCUUUACUCGUUUUGACCAAGGCACCACGUUACAUGUGAAAGGUUCUUAUCCAUUACUGGUUCUUCACUCUGGUAAUGUCAAUGAUACAGAUGAUGAUUUGAUAAUUAACCUGUAUCCACCCAUGAACAACACUUAUACAUGUCUUGACUCUACUAAUGGUUCUGUUUAUCUAUAUUACAUGUUUCAAAAUGGCACUGGUAGUGUUGAAUUUAAUUGCACGGAGUUGACAAACCAAACAAACGGUUUAACCAGAUAUGACACACAAUUAUCUAUUGAUGGAAUACCAUACACAGUUUCUGAGGUAUAUGGAGAUAAUAAAAUAUGCCAGAUUCACACAUUUGGAAAAACCUAUGGAUAUUCGCUGAUUUUUGACGGCGACAGUUACUUACUACAGACCAUGGGACAAAGAGUUCAUGUCGUCAUAGAAGAAGAUUAUAGUAUUCCAAGCAGUCUCUAUAAUACUGAUCCAAAUGAUAAUACAACCGACAGUUAUGGAGUAGAGUUUAUUGUACUACAACCACCAAAUGCAACCCUAAGAUUGUUCUUAUCAUGUACAGACAUGACAAAUAUUACCAUAUACUAUGAUGAAAUAACCAAUGAGUCCCUCCUUUGUAAUAACACAGAGCCGGCAUACAGUGUUGACGUUAAAACUAGUGUUUCUAGUAAGCUGUUAAGAAUUGAGACAAACUUUCUCAUAUCUGUUUAUGUUAUUGGAUAUUUACUACACGGAAUGUUUGGAUAUUUAGCACUUCCAAUAAAUAUUCUAGGAUAUGAAUAUAUGGUGGUUUCAUAUCUAAAUCAUACAGACAUAAAUAAUAGUCAAUGGAGUAACUGUUAUAUUGUAUCUGUAUACACAAAUACUGAAAUACAUGUGUUACCUAAGUCUGGAUUCGAGGCAGUUUACUAUGAUGGAAAUAUAAUGGGAUCUGAACAAAAAAUAUAUCUAAACGAAUAUGAGACAGUUACAUUAGAAUCAUCAACAAUUGAUCUAACUGGGAUGUAUAUCAAAGGCAACAAACCUUUUCAGUUAUAUUGCGGAGGUUAUUCCACAACUUCUGUAUUUUACGAACAACUAAUUCCUCUGAACGCCUGGGACUAUAUGUAUGUCUUGAGAGAUGUUUCCGAUAUGGCGGAUCAGGAUUGUUUUUAUAGAGUAGUAAGUUCAGAGACCGAUAAUCAGAUCGAAAUCGAGGAUGCAAACGGAGAUAUAUCUAACUAUCACGUCAACCGCGCGGAUUACUUGGACUUGUUUCCAGUAGAACAAUAUAUUAGAUCAAACUUAACUAUUCUUGUGGUGCUUAUUUGUAGAUCAUAUGGUGGAGAUAUUUCAUUGUCUUUAGUACCGUCAAAUAAACAACUCACUGUGACGCCCCAAAAGCCGCCCGACGACAACUUUACAAGCAUAAUUCGAAGACGCAAGAUUUUGUUUUAUCGGGAUGAAUUACUGGUCGCUUCGCAUAUUGCAGCAAUACAGAUUAACACUUUGGCAUGUCCUUUGACAAAAAUAGGAAAUGGUCUCCUGGAUACUGUUGGAUGUUUCUAUGGAACAGGAAAUAAUAACAGCAGUACCGCAAUUAAUAACAGCAAUACAGCAAUAAAUAACAACAAUACAGACUGUGAAUGUAACUGUGACAAGACUCCAAAACAAUCCAAUGAAACACUUCAGGAAAAGGUCGAUCAACUGGUGAAAGAAUUAUCCAUAGAUAAAACAACGCUUUCCAGUUAUAAAAAUACAAAGAUUUCUGCCGCUGACCCCAGACCAAGCUCACGUGGCAUAGGAUCUGUGGCUGCCGUCAUUUUGGCCACUUUAAUUGUGAUUCUUCUCAUAUCUGACAUCCCUAUGGUUAUUUCACAUUUAAAAAUUCUAAAAGCAAAUUGCAUGGAAGGCUUCCAACGUUGCCAAUCCAAAAAAUAA